This is a messenger RNA of Rodentolepis nana, 426 nucleotides long. The record is from the annotation of a GenBank genome assembly. Lineage: Eukaryota; Metazoa; Platyhelminthes; Cestoda; Cyclophyllidea; Hymenolepididae.
AUGGAUAAUCCCACACCUUGCAGUCUAAAUCGACACGGUUACGUCUGCAAGUUUCCAUUGGUGUGUCAUGAUUUCCGGCCAAAUAUGACAAAAGCGGCGAUUGCAGAGCGUAAUGCUAUCGAGGCCAAUAUGAGUGCCAACCCCUACGCUUUCACGGGGUAUAUUAGGCCACCUGAACGAUGGCCUGGUCCGAAUUACGGGAUCACAAAUUUUGAUAACCUCGCGGCUUCCAUGUUAACUGUCUUUCAAUGUGUCACAAUGGAAGGGUGGACCAAUGUCCUCUAUUGGGUAAAGUUAUUUGACUUUUUAAUUGGGCAAACAAUUUGUUGCCCUAGCACAUCAGAAGUGUUUGAUGACAAGCAACCAAGUUCAACAUUGCUUCACGUCAGGACAUUAAAAUUCAGAAGUCCAAUUUGUAACCUGUAG